AGGAGGACAGACAAGGAGUGUUCAGCAUGAUCAGAUUCACUGUUCACUUGUAAAACAUUUAUCACACACACACACACACACACACACACACACACACACACACACACACACACACACACACACACCCCAUCAGCUCUCAUUCACACACACACACUCCGUCCCCGUCGGUCGCUGUCUCUUUGGUCUCUCGGUUCGAGCUGAAGAUGAACGCUGCUCUGAUUCACGAUCGGCUCCACAUUAAAACUUUCUGGGAGAAAAGAAUUGACAACGACAGCCGCCAUGCAGAGAGCGAAGAGGAGAGACGGAGCAGGAGCGCCCUCACCAGACUGAGGGAGGAGUGGCUCGUCCGGCUGGAGAACCGAAACAAACACCUGAAGAACCUGAACGACACCUUCAUGAGGAGAACCAAGACAGAAACCCACGCCUGACAUGUAGAACACACACACACACACACACACACACACACACACACACACACACACACACACCCUGAAUAAAGUCUUGCGGUGUUCAAACUGCGGUGCCACUCUGAGUCUGUCCAGUCUUGUCGCAGAGCGCCGUCCGUCUCAGGCGUCGCGGUGAAGACACCCUGAUGGACGCCGUCCCCACACCAAACCAGGACAGCGUUUGUGGACACAGAAACAGAUUUAUUGAGAGACGCUGACUCGGAGGCUCUCUGUGUUUGCUAUUCAUCGCGUCUAAAAUCAACUCUGAUCAUAAAGACGGAUAUAAGGACAACAGCAACAUUAACAGCAGUGACAACAGAUGUCAAUAAAAAAACAUGAUGGUCAUCAUCAUAUGAUACUAACAUCAAUAAUACAAUAUAAUACCUAAAACCACUCUCUCAACAAAAACCUGCAGCAGCCUGAACAGCUUCCUGUUUCGUCC
Molecule: messenger RNA, 888 nt
Organism: Salarias fasciatus (jewelled blenny)
Lineage: Eukaryota; Metazoa; Chordata; Actinopteri; Blenniiformes; Blenniidae
Product: protein FAM240B
Exons: 3
Coding region: 204-428 (74 amino acids)
Source: RefSeq, a predicted model, not a curated record